CCCUGCAAAGCCCAUCAAUCAUCAAUUAUUAAAAUGCAAGAACCGACCUAUGACCCGAGCCGGCCCAAGUCAACCCUGAGCAUAGUUUACGCCUACAAGCUCGUCAACUGUCCCGGCAAGACAAUCGUUGGGUUACUCUCUGCCUAUGUCCUCCGCGGCACGGUGCUCAACAAAAUGAACGACGACCCGAUGAAGGUUAUCGAGGCGGGAGGCACCUGGUAUGAAGCUCCGGGUUGCCAUCACCGCAUCAGUGACAACGCUAGUGCGACUGAGCCGGCCACCCUGAUGGUGGCCAUGGUCCUAGACUCGGAUGUGUAUGACCGUGAUGGGGUGGCAGCGCUGAUCCAGAUCGAUGUGGAGUAUCGGUAAAUUGAAACAACGAGAAAGUCUAGGUACGCUAGGAGAAAGUAGAGCUAUCACACAUCUUGGACAUGGGGAAGUUUACAGAAGAAAUUUACAGAUUUUGUCAUUGCUAAACAUGUCAAUACUGGCACCCACCGGUGGUAUACCGUAUGAUGUAGUCCACCUAGAACAAGCUUCUAAUCACAUUUCUUCCUCUCCGA
This is a messenger RNA of Aspergillus novofumigatus IBT 16806, 563 nucleotides long. Its product is annotated as cupin domain-containing protein. Lineage: Eukaryota; Fungi; Ascomycota; Eurotiomycetes; Eurotiales; Aspergillaceae. The transcript has 3 exons. The coding region runs from base 34 to 369 and encodes 111 amino acids. The record is from RefSeq and is a predicted model, not a curated record.